This is a messenger RNA of Gracilinanus agilis (Agile Gracile Mouse Opossum), 1267 nucleotides long. It is a transcript of the gene ICMT, whose product is annotated as isoprenylcysteine carboxyl methyltransferase. The transcript is spliced from 5 exons. Gene Ontology annotation, cellular component: endoplasmic reticulum; membrane. Gene Ontology annotation, molecular function: protein C-terminal S-isoprenylcysteine carboxyl O-methyltransferase activity. Lineage: Eukaryota; Metazoa; Chordata; Mammalia; Didelphimorphia; Didelphidae. Gene Ontology annotation, biological process: C-terminal protein methylation. The record is from RefSeq and is a predicted model, not a curated record. Bases 1 to 846 code for a protein of 281 amino acids.
AUGGCGCCGGCCGCGCUGGGCUCUGAGGCACGCCUCAGCCUGGCCGCCUUCCUGCUAGGCGCCUCGGUGGUGGUGCUGCCGCUGCUCACGCGCUCCGGCCUGCAGGCCCGCACGGUGCUGGCGCUGUACGUGGCGGCGCUCAACGCGCUCCUGCUGCUGCUCUACCGUCCGCCGCCGCGUUACCAGAUAGCCAUCCGGGCCUGUUUUCUUGGCUUUGUCUUCGGAUGUGGUUUGCUGCUAAGUUUUAGCCAGUCUUCUUGGAGUCACUUUGGCUGGUAUAUGUGCUCCUUGUCAUUAUUCCAUUACUCAGAGUAUUUAGUGACAGCAGUCAACAAUCCCAAAAGUCUCUCCCUGGACUCCUUUCUUCUGAACCAUAGUCUGGAGUAUACAGUAGCUGCUGUCUCUUCUUGGAUAGAGUUCACAGUUGAAAAUUAUUUUUGGCCAGAAAUGAAGCAGAUAACAUGGCUCAGUGUCACUGGGCUACUUAUGGUGAUCUUUGGGGAGUGUCUUCGGAAAGCUGCCAUGUUUACAGCUGGUUCCAACUUCAACCAUGUUGUUCAGAAUGAGAAAUCAGAGACACACACACUGGUGACAAGUGGUGUGUAUGCUUGGUUCAGGCACCCUUCUUAUGUCGGAUGGUUUUACUGGAGUAUUGGAACCCAGGUCAUGCUCUGUAACCCAAUCUGCGGUGUUGCAUAUGCUUUGACAGUUUGGCGAUUUUUUCGAGAUCGAACUGAAGAGGAGGAAAUCUCAUUGAUCCACUUUUUUGGAGAAGAAUACCUAGAUUAUAAAAAGAAGGUGCCAACAGGCCUACCUUUUAUUAAAGGAGUUAAAGUAGAGCUUUAACACAAGGCAUGGCAUGAAGGGUGAUGGUGUCUCUGGUUCCGUUAGGCCAGGCGAGGUGACCUCCAGCUCUGGGCAGCAUGAGGAAAGGAGCCAUGUAUGCUUCUGUAUUCGGAAGCAAAAGGUUUAGUAGUCAUUUUGUAUUUUACCAGUUAUCCUAUGGAGAAGCACGAAGGGCUGGGUAGUCAGAAGGCUUUUAAUGGAUCUGAGAAGAUAACAGAGAUCCAUCUUUAUCCUUGGCCGUGGUAGGUAGGACUUCUAGCUCAAAGUAAACCAGGAGGAAGUGACUUCAUCUUCUCUGAUGGUGUUCCUCAGAAGGAACUUGGUGACAAGCUUCCUAGUGUCUCAUUUGCCCACCGGAGAGGAACUGAAGAAUCUCUGCAACAAAAAUUGAUUAACUGCUUCCCAAUAGUAAUGUUAUGAA